AUGCCGCUUGUGUCUCUGGACGACGUUGUAAACAGGAAAUUUGACUAUAUCGUUGUUGGUGGGGGUACGGCCGGGCUGGUUCUCGCAGCAAGACUGACGGAAGACGACGAUACGACCGUUCUGGUUCUUGAAGCUGGUCCCGCCAACCUGGAUGACGACCUUAUACUCAGGCCCGCGCAAUUCGGUGCUCAUUUCGGCCAUACGGACUAUGAUUGGAAUUUCCCAACUCUUACCUCUCUCCGGCGUGGGCAGGAGGGGACCGAGGUAAAGUGGCACUUAGGUAGGGGCUUAGGCGGAAGCUCAGCUACCAAUUAUCUGUGCUGGACAAAACCUCCCGUAGAAGAUAUAGACGAUUUCGAGCGUUUGGGAAACCCGGGAUGGAAUUGGAAGAAUCAUGAAAAAUAUUUGGACAAAGUUGAAAAGUACGUAGUUCAAGUCGUCAAGUUGGACUUGUCUGUUCAGCUGUCAGUCGCGUUCUUCAGUUUCAUCCACGUCCCGCCCGAUGUGCAAGCGGCUAGAGGCCUAGACCUCAAUAAAUGGAAGUGCAGCCAAGAAGGGUUGUUGAAGAUUGCGCAUACGGGAUCUAUUUUAGAUAUAGAGUUGAAGGCCCACAAGGCAAUGAAUCACCUUGGGAUACCCAUAGCAAAAGCACCCUUACACGGCGACCCGAUUGGCACCUUUCUGAUUCCUAAUAACAUAGACCCUGCGACAUUCACCAGGACCUAUUCCACGAAUGCCUACUAUCUCCCCAGCGCCGACCGCACAAACCUCUCCAUCCUCGUGCUAGCGCACGUUGAUAAAAUCCUUUUUGAGGAGUCCUCAGAUGUAAAUGAAGAUUUAGUAGCAUUAGGUGUGGAGUUUAUGUAUGGCGGAGGGGUGUUCCUCGCGACUGCAGUGAAGGAGGUUAUUCUCGCUGCUACCACUGUCAAGUCCCCUCAGAUACUCGAGCUUUCGGGGAUUGGAAGGCGUGAUGUAUUGGAGAGGAUUAAUGUCCCAGUCAAAGUUGAUCUCCCUGGGGUCGGCGAGAAUCUUCAAGAAAUCCAGGACGAUGUUGAAGCCGAAACCUGGGAUAUCUUGCAAGAUUCCACCCAGUUAUCAAAGCACAUAGCUUUACAUGCCACAGGCUCAGGUCUUUUCACUGCAGGAAUCUCUGCUGUAGCCUUUGCUCCUCUGGACUUCCUCACUGAUAAGGCUGAAGAAAUGAAAAAUGCGAUGAAGAAGAAAGUCCUGCAAAAUGCUGAUACAUACCCUCCAGGCAUCCUGGAGCAACACAAAAUCAUGCUGGAGCGAUUUGAUAGGCGCAUGCCCGGUUGUGAAAUCAUCACCAUUCCAAAGUUUCUGUCACGCCCAAAUCUUCCUGCACCAGGCAAACGGUACGUCACUUUCGCUGCAGCGACCAACUACAACUUUUCUCGAGGCUCUGUUCAUUGUGCGACAUCCGACCCCAAAGUGGACCCAGUGAUUGACCCUCGUUACUUUGAAGAGGAGCUCGAUAUCCAGACGAUUGUGGAAAUGGUUAAAUUUGUCCGUAAAUUAUCCACUGUCCACCCUUUCACCCAAGUCGUUGGCGAUUCGCCAGUCGAAAUAAACCCAGGACCUCAAGUCCAGACCGAUGAGCAAAUUGCUGCGUGGAUUAAGCAAGUUCUCAAUAGCACGUUCCAUCCAGCCGGAAGUUGCUCAAUGUUGCCUCGUGAAAAGGGUGGUGUCGUUGAUCCUCAACUCAGGGUGUAUGGUACAAAGAAUGUUCGAGUCGUAGAUCUGUCUAUUGUGCCGCUACACUUUGCUUCCCAUUCUCAAGCGACUGUGUACGCGAUUGCUGAGCAAGCCGCAGACAUCAUUAGAAAACGGUUUCGAUUGUAG
Molecule: messenger RNA, 1860 nt
Organism: Pleurotus ostreatus (oyster mushroom)
Lineage: Eukaryota; Fungi; Basidiomycota; Agaricomycetes; Agaricales; Pleurotaceae
Exons: 23
Coding region: 1-1860 (619 amino acids)
Molecular function (GO): oxidoreductase activity, acting on CH-OH group of donors; flavin adenine dinucleotide binding
Source: RefSeq, a predicted model, not a curated record